GUUGGUGCUGGUUUACGAAUCUAAUAACUGGAGGCAUCCCUGUAUGGUAAACGCAUAGACGAUGCCCAAACAUUGCCUUCUGCCAUGUCGAUUUCUCCAGACGAUGCCGCCGAUUCGUCAACAGCGAACGAGUCCGCUGGUGGACCAGAGCUCAUCACGCCCCAAAACACGAAAAUACACGCGAAGCCUAUCCCACAUAUGGUCACGGAACAGCUCAGCCCGUUACCACGCUCGACAGCCCUACCAGACCUUGCCGACUUCAACCUGCGACCAAUGCAAUACAGAAACCCGGUCUUUUCUGCGAUCUGCAAGGUCCUUAUUUUAUACGGGAAUGCAUGGCAAAGCGCAUCCGACCUCGUAGAUGGCAUUCGGCAUUUUAAUCUCGCCAAUCUUGGUGGUAUGACACCCAGGGGAACAAUUCAGGGCGCCAUCUCUACUGGAUUAGCCCUAUCAGCCGCACUAGGGUUGUUCGAUCCGAUUGAAAAGCAGCGCGUUAAUAACACAACAUACUAUCGAAUGGACAUUCGGGUGCUAGUGCCGCCUGACUCAGCUGGUGUGGCUUCUAACGGAGCUGAUCAAGUGGGACAGGCUUUGACGUCAACGGAAAAAGGGAAGGAGAAGGCUGCUGAGUACUCUACAACGAAAAAGCGGAAAGCCUCCACACUACAUAGCUCUGACUCUGAUAGCCUGGAGGAGGAUGGUUCACAGGAACCAUCAGACGGCCAAUCAGGGUCGCCAUCAUCCUCAAAACACGAGCGAACAAAUCUGCCUGUACCAGAAACAUCUUCCAAGCAGGGGAUGCAUGAUAAUUCCAAGGACAUGCCCGAAAAUUCUGCUCCGGAUGUGAAAACCAGUCGGUCCAAUCCCGUGGAUUCGUCCGCCGUUUCUACAGAAGUAGAGGAGUCUACGAAGUCACUAGAAAAUAUAAAGGACUCAGAGGACGACUAUCCUGACGAGAGAGCAAAGUUCGGCGUGAAUUUAACACAGGAGCCUUCCAUGUUUGCGGUAAAGCAGAAGACGGGAUACACACACUCCCGAUUUAGGAACAGUGAACGUCUGAGGGUGCCAAAGCCAGACUGCGAGGAUGGAUUCGCUGUGGCGGAUUUACAGUACGAAGGCGGGUUCCUCGGGAGGAUCUUCUGCAUCACCGAUGGUCAUGGCGGUCGAGCGUGUUCCUCAUACGUGAUCGCGACGUUCCCCAGGAUAAUGCAGGUGAUAUUGGGAAAAUACAGUCCUGAGGAUCUGUCGGUGCCCAGUGCUCAGGAAUCUAUCAAGAGUCAGCUCACGGAGGCAAUUCAUUUGAUCGAUCGGGAAUAUCUCGACUACAAAAAGAGACAAUACCUAGACUAUAAGGUCAAGAAAAUCCAACAUGACCCAGGAAACGAUGGAGCGACGCUGGUUGCCAACGUCAUCAUCGACAAGUGGAUCAUUUCUGUGAACGUUGGCGACAGUCGCACUCUUCUCAGCACACGCGAUUCUAAUGGGCGAUGGAAUCUCGACUUUUACACCGAGGAUCAUAUUCCGUCUCUGGAGCGGUUUGCGCCCAAUAUUCAUGCCAACGGAGGAGAGUUUGUAGCGCGCAACGACACAGUUAUCAGGUUUGACACAAAGAUCAAGAAUGACAAGAAGCAGCGCGAGGACCUGAAGGGUGCCAAGGUCCGAAUUAGGGAAGGCGCCCUUGCAUCGAGCCUAUAUGGCAUCCCAUACCGAAAUCAUGCCGGACGAUGUGUCUCGAUCAAUCUAGCAGCCAGCAUCGGUGACCUGCUUUAUAAACUGGACCCUGACAGCCCAGUACUGACCAACCGCCCCGACAUCAAAUUUAUCGACACUACGGCCAUUGAACACGGCUAUCUUUUUAUGGCGUCAAGAGGACUAUGGGAUAAUGUUCUACAGGACAAAGCAGUAGAAGAUCAGAAUGUGGCGGUUUGCGAGUACGUAGGCGACAAGCUGGAUCGUGGAUGGGGCCAUCAGCGAAUUGUGGGCAGGCUGUCGGAUCGCGAAGGCAAAACUGAGCUAUACACGGACCCGGUCGACAGAUACGGCGAUUUCACGGCCAUCCUCGUGUCACUCAACAAGCAACAUGGACAGCAAGAUAGACCAGGAUCAAGCACGACAGAGCAGGAGCAGGACAUCUCGGAACCUUUAGAGAAAUUGCAGAUUCAAGGCGAACAGCAGAGCGAGCGUAGCCUAGAGCAAGACUCACUUCCAACUGUACAAUAAAUGGCACUAU
Messenger RNA from Gamsiella multidivaricata, 2230 nucleotides. RefSeq lists its product as uncharacterized. The record is from RefSeq and is a predicted model, not a curated record. Gene Ontology annotation, biological process: protein dephosphorylation. The coding region runs from base 85 to 2220 and encodes 711 amino acids. Gene Ontology annotation, molecular function: protein serine/threonine phosphatase activity. NCBI's taxonomy places the organism in Eukaryota, Fungi, Mortierellomycota, Mortierellomycetes, Mortierellales, Mortierellaceae. The transcript is spliced from 5 exons.